This is a messenger RNA of Radiomyces spectabilis, 508 nucleotides long. RefSeq lists its product as uncharacterized. NCBI's taxonomy places the organism in Eukaryota, Fungi, Mucoromycota, Mucoromycetes, Mucorales, Radiomycetaceae. Bases 170 to 433 code for a protein of 87 amino acids. The record is from RefSeq and is a predicted model, not a curated record. The transcript has a single exon.
CUUAAAUUCUUACAGCCUUUAUUCUUAUUGAAUGACAACACAAGAACCCAAUCGACGAACUGUGUCGCGAUCGUUCAUCAGCAUCUCACUCAUCACAGCAGCAGUUGUUCGAUGUUAUCUUUCAGCGCCGAAAACGUGAUAGUAAAGAAGAAGGAAUGAAAAUCAUGACAUGGGAAAGAUGAUGAAUCUAUGUUUUCAAGUGCUGAUGGCUAUUCGAUCUUGUCAUUCUCUUGGGGAUCAGAUUCGUUUAGUUGUCCUCGUUUGUUUCUCCACAAAGCUUCAUUCUUCCCAUCCAAUAAGAACCUGGUUUCUAUACUGUUUGUUUUUGAUAAUCAUAAAAGAUCAAAUAAAGGUGUGGUAUAGACAUACAGUAUAUGAUACAAUGUUUGUUAUUUAUCGUCUGACAGCUAAGGCAAGAAUAAAAAAGGAAUAAAGAAACAAUGACUAAACUAAAUGGGCACCAUGGCGAUAUUCUUUUUUUUUUAUUUUUAUUUUUUUUACUUUAGGU